Molecule: messenger RNA, 525 nt
Organism: Sceloporus undulatus (fence lizard)
Lineage: Eukaryota; Metazoa; Chordata; Lepidosauria; Squamata; Phrynosomatidae
Product: cystatin-like
Exons: 3
Coding region: 1-489 (162 amino acids)
Cellular component (GO): extracellular exosome
Molecular function (GO): cysteine-type endopeptidase inhibitor activity
Source: RefSeq, a predicted model, not a curated record
AUGGCACAGGUGGGCUUCUUUGCAGGUGCCAGCCUGCUGUUCUCCCUCUGCCUGGUGCUCCUCCUGCCCCAAGGGAGGGCUGCCCAGGAGGACCCUCCGCUUCCCGGGGGUCUGGUGGAGCUCCCCAUCUCCGACCCUGAAGUCCAGAAGGCCGCUGCUUUGGCCGUGGGAGCCUUCAACACCCAAAGCGGCAGCGACUUCUAUUACAAGGCCCUGGAGAUCCAGAAGGCGGAGAGCCAGGAGGUGGAAGGGAUCAAGUACUUCCUGACCAUCGAGAUGGUGAAAACCAGCUGCAGAAAGAAGAAGGGAUACGACCUCAAUCCGGAGCAACUGGCAAAGUGCAAAGUGGCCGCCAAAGCCGAGCAACAGAAAUACAACUGCGAGUUCGAGAUCUGGCUGAACGAGAAGAAAACGGACGCCGGGAUCCAAACUUGGAGGCGGAUGAGUUGGCGAUGCAGCACCACGGUUCCUUACCAAGCCCUGAAAUGAUCCCCAGACUCUUUUGUCUUCCUUGGCAUACAAUAC